This is a messenger RNA of Naegleria lovaniensis, 1062 nucleotides long. RefSeq lists its product as uncharacterized. Lineage: Eukaryota; Heterolobosea; Eutetramitea; Acrasida; Naegleriidae. Bases 1 to 1062 code for a protein of 353 amino acids. The transcript is spliced from 3 exons. The record is from RefSeq and is a predicted model, not a curated record. Gene Ontology annotation, molecular function: protein binding.
AUGAUCACAGGACUUUGCUUUGUCAAUCCCAACAGCUUUUAUGAAUCUUUGAAAGAUGGUGUUCUCUUAUGCGAACUCUAUCUCCAAUUAUUUGAUCCUUUUAACACCACUAAUUUGAGAUUUUACUCAUUUCUGACCACCAAAUUGAGUCCUUCUCAAGAACGAGACAAUAUUUCUUCGUUUAUCACUGCCUUGAAAGAACGUUCAAUGAAAUGUGAGUGGAAUGUCGAUGCUCUUCAUUCCAAAAAGGAUCUUGAUUCUGUAUUGGAGACUCUUUCAAAUUUGAAAAAGCAAUUUGAAAAGAAGUUUGGAAAUGUGACUUCUGAUGACGAAGAAGAGGACGAGGACUAUGAAGAGAGUGACGAGGACGAUGAUGAGGAAGAGUUCCAAGAUGACAGUUGUCAAAGUGUGGAGUAUAAUAUUAUGGCUCUAAAAGAUCAAAUGAAGAAUCCCUUUCCGGAACAGGUUCAACACUUGAGAGAAUUAUUACUUCACAAACCCUUGACAUGGUGUCAAAAUUUCACUUCCGAACAAUCGUCAUGUGAAGGUGGUGGUAUGCGUUAUUUGUGUGAAAUCAUUUCAGCAUUGAGUAAGAAAUCCUAUCCUUCAGACUCUGAAUGUAAAACCAUGCAAUUCUCGAUUGAGUGUUGUCGUGUUCUUGUCAAGAGAGGAAUUGUUGAACCAUUUGAAAUUGUGAAAAGUAUCUUGUCUCUUCUCAUUCAAUUGUGUCACUCAAAGAAGGAACAUCAUGUACGAGCGGUGCUUCAAAGUUUGGAAUCCAACAUGAAGGAACAUGAUGAACCUUUUCGAUUUUUCAGAUUGAUGGAAUGGUUGAAACAGAGUGACAUUGGUCAAAGUGAGUAUGUUCAGGGAGAAAUUUGUUUGAAAACUCUCAUUCUGCUCCAUUCAUUGAUUCAUUCUUCACAUGUGUAUGUUCAGUCGCUGGUGAGAGACGAAUUGGAAGAAACACAUUUGGAAACAGUUCUGGAGGAGUUGGAAGAUCGUUUUCCUAAAAACCAAAGGCUGCAAGAAUAUAUUCAACAAUGUCUUGAAGCGCUCUAA